CACCCUUCCUCUGUACUUCAGCUAUGGGACUUGGAGAGGCUCUUUUCGCGACACUUUUGCGCCGCUCCGCCUCCUCCCCGUUCACCGCUUUACGGCCAGUGCUUGGCGGCGGGCCCGUGGAGCCGGAAGCGGGCAGCGGCGGUGGUCGUGAAGGAGGCCGGAGCUGCCCCUGCCGAGCGGGGCCCCAUGAGGAGGAGGAAACAGCAGCGGCGACGGCUGUGCUGACUGAGGCGGGGCCCCGGCCAAGAUGAAGCUGAGCACGCAGGCCUACUGCAAGAUGGUGCUCCACGGCGCCAAGUACCCGCACUGCGCCGUCAACGGGCUCUUGGUGGCCGAGAAGCAGCCGCAGCACCACCAGCAGCAGCGAGGCCGGGAGAGGGAGCCGACGGGGCCUCACCUGCCGGCGCACGCGCUCUUCGUGGACUGCAUCCCGCUUUUCCAUGGCAGCCUCGCCCUGGCGCCCAUGCUGGAGGUGGCGCUCACGCUGGUGGGUGGGCCGGGGGGGCUGCCAAGCGGGUGGGGUCGGGGGCAGAAAGCCGGCGUCGACAGUAAAUUGAGCUAGACAGAUGAACCAAUGGGUCUAACGCGGUAUAAAGGCCUCAUAUUGUCAUCAUUCAGAACCACGAGGACUAGUAUCUUGCUUUGAUUUUAGGGAAGGACCCUAACCCCGUGGUCGAGCACCUGCUCUCCAUGGAGAAAGUUCUUGGUUCAGUUUCUCAGGGGCUGGGAAAGACUCCUUCCCGUCUAAAACCUUAGAGAGCCACUGCCAGUCAGUAAGCGCUGAGCUAAAUGUGGCAGUGGCCUGACUCAAUGUAAGGCCGCUUCCCAUAUUCUCAUUUAAACCUUUUAUUCACAACCAUGAGGAUUAGUGUCUUAUAUUACUUUUAGGGGAAGCGUCUUAACUCCAUGGUAGCGCAUCUGCUUUACAUGCAGGAAGUUUCUGGUCCAGUCCCCAGCAGCAUUUCCAGGUAGGGGCUGGGAAAGCAUACACUCCUGCCAGUCUGAAACCCUGGGGAGCCUGCUGGCAAUCAGUGUAGACAGUACUAAGACUCAAUAUAAAGCAGCUUCUUGUGUUUCUUUCCUCCUCAAUAGGAAACUGGUCCUUAACUUGUUUGCUGCUUUUGGGGAAGGCUUCCCUGUGAAUAGAGCUUCUAUGCCUUAUAGUGAACAUCAAAUCCUCACUUCAUCUAGCUCAGUAUUAUCUGUCUGGCAGGAUUUCAGGCAGGGGUCAUUCCUAGCCUUACCUGGAGACUCCAGGGAUUCAGCCUGGGUUUUUCUGUAUGUAAAUCAUGGGGUCUUCCACAGCCCUUCCCCUAAAAGUAAGGUUCCAGUUCUCAUGGGUCUGAAUGAAGGGUUAACAUAGGAAGUUGUCAGUUGGUUUCUCUACCUCAGUUGGUUUCUCUACCUCAGUACUGUUGACAUUGUCUGGCUGGGAACACCAGGAAUUAAGCCUGGGGCCUUGCUUCUACAUGUGAUGCAGUUGAUUUACGGCCUUUAUUAACUGCUGAGGUAAUAUACUUCUAAAUAUAAGAUUGGGGGGAGGGAGCAAACAGCAAAGCAGGGGGUCUGUUGCCUUAAUUCAUGGCAGAUAUGUCCAUUGAAUGCUGUUGACUAUAAGAACUAAAUGGGGCCUCCCUGUCUGUUGGCAAUAUAGUUCAAUAUGCCACAUAACGGGACAGAUGAGGAAGGCAACUGCUACCUCUGUGCUUCUCAAAAAACUUAUGGCUGGCCAAUGUUGGAAACAGGAUGCUGGCCUAUAUAUAACCUCCCUGUGAAGAGGCAGGAUGCCUUAGAAAGACAGCUGCUGGGGGGCUUCUUUUGGGCUUUCCUUAAACAUCCACCCACUAUGAGAAAUUAAGGGUGCGGUACUAGAUGAACCAUUAUAAUAACUUCCCCUAACUGUCCUCCAGAUUUUUGUAUAACUCCCUCGAACUCUAGUUGGUCAGAAUUUGGGGGUUGUGGGAGCUGUAUUUCUAAACAUCUGGAGGACACCAGGCUGGGGAAGGCUGCCUUCUACACAAAUUCACAGAUGAUCAGGCAGCAUACCUUUGGAUAUCACAUGCAUGCAGAGGACAAACAACAGAGGGGGGCUGAUAUGUGGCCUUCCCAGGGGCAUCUGGCCACAUCCCUUCAGCAUGUUACCUGUUAAUAACCCUUCCCAUUAUCUAGCACAGAGGAGAUUAUGCUUCCAAAGUUAGCACCUCUAUACUUUUUUCAUUGGUUUGUAGAAGUUGAACUUUCAGCAGUUACAGGACAGCAGGGGGGUUGAAAAGCUGCACCUGCCCAACGGUCCUUGGCAACACAACUGCUAAAUGUACAAAGGUCCUUGUGUUAAAUAUUUCACAGCAUCACACCACAAUACCUUGAAAGACUUAUUGUCUCAACAUGUGUCUGCCUAUACAGUAUACCAAGAUCUUCAAAGAAGGCUUUUCUUUUUGAGCUCCCACCAUCUAAGGGCAGUGGGUGGCUAUAGGAGAAAGGACCUACACAGUGAUGGGAACCCAACUUUGGAAUGCUAACAUAUCAUCCACCUUGAUGACAUUUUGGCACCAAAUAUCUUUUCAUUUCUCCCAGCUUUUUCAUCUUUAGUCUUUAUCAACUUGGUGGCCUCCAGAUAUUUUUUACUGUAGCUUACAUCAACCCCUGGCAGCAUGGCUGUGCUGACUGUGGCUCAUGAAAAUUGUAGUCAAAACAUCUGAAGGGUGCUAUGUCCGGGAAGGGCACUCUUCAUAUUGUUUUUGCAGUGCUUGCUGUUCAUUUUAGUUUUGCUGGCUGAUUAUUAUUUUUUUACUGCUUUUUAACAUGAUGUUUUAAUGUUCCUGCUCUAAUUUUUUGUUGUGGUUUAAAAAAACUUUUUUGUAAUUCACCCUGGGAAUCUGUUGAUGGGUGCACUAUAAAUCAAGCAUUGAAAAUAAUAAACAUUUUGGCCGCCUGGACAGUGCAUAGCCUGUGAUAUCUCUUCAGAUAAUAACCAGCGUGUUCACAGCCCCUCUGAUAUCAGAGUACUUAAACCGAAAGCAUCUAGAGGAGGCUGGGCAGCAAUGGAAUAAGUUGUGUUGCUGAGUACAAAGGUAAAUGAAGAGCACCAUGGACAUUGAAUUUUAAGGGCAGUGAGUCACUUUGGUAUACAGAGCAUUGUGGCAGCUCUGACUUUUGCCAAAUGGAAAUCUUUGCAAAAUCAGCUUGUAGCUUUAAUGGGAAAUUGAAAUAAUUGCAGAAUUCAUGAAAUGCCGCAAGUCCUCAAACAAUCUAAUUAUGAAGAAAUUGUAUUUCUGCAUUUUAAGCUGAGUUGGGAUUUGUCAAACUUUAAUCAAUUAGCAAAAAAUAUGGCAUGCAAAUAUUGUUUGUGGCAGCUUUGACAAACGUAAUCAAGGAUAGUGUGAGAUGUCUUAGAAAGCCAAGGUGCUUAUCCAUAUUUGCGCAACUUUUUAUUGUGCUGCCUUGUGGUUUUGUAAGUGGCAUUCAGAUUUAACAGCCUAUUUGCUGAUUGAUAGUAGAAACGCCAGAAGAUGAAAUGUGUAUAUCAACUUAGGUCCAGCAGUCCUGGUUAUAUGUCCAGCCAAAAGCCACAAAGUGCAGUGCUGAGACCAUCAUUAGAAAGAUUGAAGUCUAAAGGAUAAGAGCAACCAAGCAGGUGCAUGAAGGAGAUGCAGUAUUGAGAGAAAGUGUAGAAAGCAGAAGUUCCCAGUGAAAUAUUUAUUUUGUCCAAGGAAGAGUCUUUGCUCACAUCCUGUCCUUUUAAGGUUAUUGUCAAAGUACAAGAAUACUUAAGGAGUUGCAGAGUAGUAAUAGAGAACUGAAAAAACCACACAAGGCCUUAUUUUAAGGGAAGGUGAUCCACAUACCAGUCUUCCCACCACCCCAUGCAUAAUGAUAGGCUUACACAGUUAAAGCCACAAUGAACCAAUCAACAAAGGAUGAAUUAACCACAUGAGCCAAGCAGAUAUGCCACCGGAAUAGGCUAAAAUGGAUUCCUCUGCCCAACCAAGGGUCACUAGGCCAAGCUUGUUGAUAGUUGUCCAUUUGUUGGGAGUAAAAAUUGCCUCUAGCUGCCAUGCACAGAACCCAGCGAAAGCUGUCUGUGCAUUUGUGUUAAGGCCACAAAUGACUAAAUGCACUUGUGGCAAAUGAGACAGUUAACUCUUGGGAAUUGCAAGGAGCAAUUUGAGAACUACUUCCCAACCGUGCCUGGCCAUCUGCAAAGCACAUCUACUGAGCUGUCAUGAGGAAACUUUAUUGCCUGUUAGGGCAAUGCUUGUUUUAAGGCAGGUACACGUGCUUGGUGAUGUGUAUACAUUGCCAAUAUAAAAUGGCUUUCCUUACACUUAAGAAAAUGUCAUUACAUUCAAAUAUGGAAAAAUAGCUGUAGGACAAAGAACUGAACUUUGAGGUUCAGUUUGGGAAACAGCCGUCCUUGCAAGAUUAUGAAAUAAAUUACAGCUGGCACAUGGACAGAUCAAGAAAGAUGACUUUACCCUGGUAUGGUCUAAUUUAUGCCAGUAUUCCUGAAAAUGACCCCACCUCCCAUCAGCAUUUGGCUCAAUCUGGUUGACUGAAAUUAAAAUGUAAACAUAAAUUUUUAUUUUCACUUUGAACUGUGCUCCCACACUCAUUAAUAUACAACACUUUAUAUUGUUUCAUUGGAAACAUAAGAGGAAAAAUGACUAUUACUCAUACUUAAUCUAAGCACAACCAAAAGGGCUCCUGAUUAGGCGUUUAGCCUGUUAAGUCUGUUCUAUCCUAUUUCCCCUUUGUUUUUGUUUAAAUCAAUUCACAAACCCAGGAACUUGAAAAAUUGACCACUAAUAAUGAAGCAUAUGUUGUAGAUAUUCCUGCAAAUUUAUUAUGCUAUUUUUGUGAUGUACAAAUGACAUGAGAAGACUUGGUCCAUUUAUUUGUAUAAUUUGUUAUUCAUAUGAUCCUUGUUUAUAAAACCCAAUAAAGUGUUACUUUAAAAAACAACCUGUUGCUAACAAGCCAGAGCAGAGCUGUCUCUCUCUGUUGCUCCCCUAAAAUUGAAUAGAAACUGAGCUUCCUAUAGAAUAACAAAAGGAACAUUUCAGAUCAGCUUCUUAAUGUUUGCUGUGAGCAAGAAUGUUUUAUCUGGGUGUUUAGUUUUUAGUUAAAAGAUCUCAACUUGCUGGCAAUUAAAAUGGCAUCUAAAAACCCUUGAAAUGGGGGUUAUGAUUACUUCAGCAGUUGGCUCUUUAAGUAUAACAAUGCCAGCAAAUGACAAUUUAAUGAAACACAUAAAUCCAUGUCAUUCUUUUAGAAGAGAUUAUUUGUGUAGCUUCGUUCUGCUUUUAGACAGUUUAAUUCAGGGCUGUAAUUAUUCUGCUAACCGUGAGAUUGAUGUGUUUUGCACGAAGCUGGAAUUCAGCAUCCAAAACGUUCUGCAAUCCACUUAAUUCCCCCUCCCCCCAUUUUUUUAAGAUAGUAGUUGACAGCAAAAAGCACAAUUGCUAGCUCGUUUUUCCACCUCCCAAAAUCACUGGAUUAUCUUAAUCAGUUACAUUUACUGUGAGUAGCAAAUAUGGGGAUAUAUUCAAAAGCCACUGAAACUGGGCCAAAAUCUGAUAUGGAUACAUGCAGCACUUUAAAUCCUGCCUCAUAACACCCAAGAUGAAUUUGCCCCUUUAAUUCUCACUGGGUAUUUUAACAAAGCUUUGUAGCAGAUCAGAUGAUACAUUAGGAUAAAAUGAUAAGAGUUUUAUGCAAAUAUCUUCACUAAUUAAAGUGACUGUUGCAGCAGGGGUGGAGGUGCAGAGUAGACACAAUAGAAUCUGCACCUUAUCACCAAUUGAGGAUCAUGUUGCUCUUUCUGCUAAAGCCCACAGCCCUGGUUGCUGGGCAGUUUAAAUGUGGGUCUUUUAGAGUGGGGCUGGUGACCAGUUUUCUUGCCCCUUCUCCUCCCAUGAGAGUACUAGCAAGCCCAGAGUCCACCAGCCCUUCAUUCUGCACAGCGGGUAGGGGACAAAAGAACAAGGAGUUCCCUCCACUCUGACUUGUGCCGUCUGUCCUCUUCCCACCCCCCCAUGAAGUUUCUACACACAUCCUAAGAUCCCUCUCCACUCAUUCUGCCCCUUCACUUCAGUGCUUAAUGAUGUGACCAGAGGAAGGGCAAGAUGGUCUCUCCCCUUCCUUAUGCAUACCUCUGCUGUCAUAUUUUACUUCUCUAUAAAAACCCUUCUCUUGCUUGUCUUUUCCAUGUGUCUGUCAACCAGGUUGGGCUUCAGGAAUCCCAACUUAUCUGUAAAGGAAAGGAAUUGCUAUGGCAGGCAUAUAGCACUUCUUGUUGUUGUUUAGUCGUGUCCGACUCUUCGUGACCCCAUGGACCAGAGCACGCCAGGCACUCCUGUCUUCCACUGCCUCCCGCAGUUUGGUCAGACUCAUGUAUGUAGCUUCAAGAACACUGUCCAACCAUCUCGUCCUCUUUUCCUUGUGCCCUCAAUCUUUCCCAACAGGGUCUUUUCCAGGGAGUCUUCUCUUUUCAUGAGGUGGCCAAAGUACAGGAGCCUCAGCUUCACGAUCUGUCCUUCCAGUUAGCACUCAGGGCUAAUUUCCUUAAGAAUGGAUGCGUUUGAUCUUCUUGCAGUCCAUGGGACUCUCAAGAGUCUCCUCCAGCACCAUAAUUCAAAAGCAUCCAUUCUUUGGCGAUCAGCCUUCUUUAUGGUCCAGCUCUCACUUCCGUACAUCACUACUGGGAAAACCAUGGCUUUAACUAUACGGACCUUUGUUGGCAAAGUGAUGUCUCUGCUUUUUAAGAUGCUGUCUAGGUUUGCCAUCGCCUUUCUCCCAAGGAGCAGGCUUCUUUUAAUUUCGUAACUGCUGUCACCAUCUGCAGUGAUCAUGGAGCCCAAGAAAGUAAAAUCUCUCACUGCCUCCAUUUCUUCCCCUUCUAUUUGCCAGGAGGUGAUGGGCCCAGUGGCCAUGAUCUUCGUUUUUUUGAUGCUGAGCUUCAGACCAUAUUUUGCGCUCUCCUCUUUCACCCUCAUUAAAAGGUUCUUUAAUUCAUCCUCACUUUCUGCCAUGAAGGUUGUGUCAUCUGCAUAUCUGAGGUUGUUGAUUUUUCUUCCGGCGAUCUUAAUUCCGGCUUGGGAUUCAUCCAGCCCAGCCUUUCGCAUGAUGAAUUCUGCAUAUAAGUUAAAUAAGCAGGGAGACAAUAUACAGCCUUGCCGUACUCCUUUCCCAAUUUUGAAUAUAGCACUUACAAAUUUGAAUAUAGCACUUACAGUUAGUAAAAGCAUUUCAUGGUGUUUGCUUUGACCACUUUCAGCAGCCCCUAGUAGAUCACUGUCUGCAUGGCAGGCUGAGACUGUGCGAAUGUCUUAAGAAAAACACACAAUUAAAUCCAGGACCGAAGUGAUAACUUUGAACGCAGAUCUCCUGCAUCCACUGCACUGAUAGUUUGAUAAAACCUUUUAUAUCUUUCUAAGUUCUACUCAAUAGAUCCUUUGAAAUUAGUGGGCAUGACUAAAUUCGGAUAUUUAAUUUCAGUGUUUCUCCUCUGAGUAGGACUUGGAGGCAGCUCAUCGAGGUGGCUUUCCACAGCUUUAUGAGGGGGUUGGGCUGAUAUCCAGGAGUCCCGAAUUUGUCCCACCUCCUCUGCAGAUUGUCCGUGGCCACCCAGUUCACAUUUUGUACAAUGGAAAUAAAAUGUUCCCUGUAUUACAGAGGCCCAACUCGUGUUAACUAGAAGUCAGGCAUUUAGUGUUGCUGAUUCUGUGCUGUGGAACACUCCAGCAAAUAUUCUUCAGGCAUCGUCACUUUUGAGUUUCAAGCGUCUCUUAAAGACUUAUGCCAAUAGGCCUUGGCAGCUGUUUAUUUUAUUUUAUUAGCCAGUGACCUUAACCCCUUCAUUUAAAAAAAAAUAAAAUCAUGUUUUAAUGCCACCAUUGGAUUCUAUGAUUUGGCAUUGUAGAAAUUCUAUCAAUAUAAAUCACAUAAAUAUACAUAAUAGUGGCCAGUUUCACCGGGGUAGGAGAGCAAGUUAUAUGUUGUAUAGAACAUACAUUUAAAGUCUUUUAUGAAAUGAUUAACAGCAAUAAUGUUUCAUUUGAGAAAUAGAUUUUUUACCUAGUACCCUGGCAGCCCAAAAGUUUUCAUUUUGUCCUUGCAACAGCUCUCAAAAGGGAGACACGUUUUCCCAUGCUAAUAGGUAUAAAGUGGCUAUUUCAAUCCACUAAUUCACUAGCUAUCACCCCCUGCCCUCCGGUCUGCGUGACGUUAGCCAGUGCUUUGAGUUUUGAAUGCUUACAGAUUUUUUAUUUAUGUCUUCUUUCAGAUUGAUUCAUGGUGCAAAGAGAAUAGCUAUGUAAUAGCCGGGUACUAUCAAGCUAAUGAACGUCUGAAAGAUGCCAGGUAUGUUGCUGCGACCCAUUCAAAAAUGGACGUGAGCCACAUAAAGGGAGAGGGGCUUGGAGAGAGAGAGAGAGAGAAAGAAAGAACCGAAUCAGAGGCUAACAAAACACCUAGUAGCAAAUUCUUCCUGUAGCGCUGUGCUUGUGGCCUUGCAAAACAAUAAUUCCCAGGGCUCCUUAAGGGGAAGCUGUUACCAUUGGUUUAGUUAAAUGUGUAGGCCAGCUAUCCCUGACCUGAUGCUAUGGGAAUUGUAGUCCAGAAGGCACCAGAUUGGUUGCAGAAGCCUUAUUUUUAUUUCUUAGGCUUUGCUUAAUGCCUGAUGCAAUGAGGCCCAUAUCCCAUGUCUCUGUGUUACAAGAACAGGAGGUUGGCCAGCAUGAGUAAACAGAAUAGAGGACUGGCAAUGCCCAGCCACCAUCAGUUUAUUUCAAAUUUGGUUUAGCUUUAGACCAAGGUUAAGGAAACUGUUGCCCUCCAGAUGUUGUUGGACUCCUAGUCCAGUAAGUCCCAGCCAGUGUGGUGAGUGUUUUUCGGGAUGAAGGGAGAUGUUGUGCAACAAUGUCUGUAGGGCCAGAGGUUCCCGAUUCUUGCUUUAGGCCAUAUAAAACAUUUCCUCUUGAGCACAUCAUCGGACAUCUUAUCAACAUCUCUUCAUUCAAGUGUUCCAAUUUCAUUAUGAUUGAUUUGAAGAAUAGCAGAAUUGUAAGUAAUUUGUGUGCUUUUUGUAGUCCAAACCAGGUUGCUGAAAAGGUUGCCUCCAGGAUUGCAGAAGGCUUCAACGACACAGCCCUCAUAAUGGUAUGUAAUACCCCUCCCCCCACCCCGCUGCCUUUUUUCUUUAUUUAGUGUACACUUCAUGGCCAUAGCUAAUGACAUCAAUUGCUUAGAUUACAUUUUCUGAAAUGUAAGUGCUUCAGUUAUUUGCAAGUCUUGUAAUACAACCCUCCCUCGCUGCCAUGAAGUCACACCAUCACCCUAAAGCAGUGUUCUUCAGAACUGUUUUCCAGAAAAUCCUUCAGUUGCUCAAGUUUCUUCCAUUUAUUUAAAGUAAAACAAGAAGACAAGUAAUGGUGGACAAAGCCCUAUACUGUUUCUGACCUGGGUACUCUGAUCACUGCCUUCUCUCUAAGAGAUUGGGAACCACUACAUAGUGGAUAUGGUCUUUCUCUCUGGCCUUUGGGACUCUUCCAAGACAUGCCCCUCACCAGCCCUGCUCUGCACCCUCCACAAGUGUUUUUGCCUACCUGGAAAAUGUCCUUGAGCUUUGCUUGCCUGGAUGGAGACUAGAGAGAGGUGUCUUGAGAGUGAAGUAAGUAGCCUAUUCUGCAAAGGUAAAAUUCAUAUUAAUUUCCCCACUUUGGCUUCUGGCCCCACCUACUAGUGGCAGGUGGCCCUCAGAAGAUUGCUUGGAAGAGAAUGUGGCCGCUGGACUGAAAAAGGUUCCCCACCCCUGCUCUACAACUAUGUGUCUUUGUAUUGAGAUCACUGUCAGCGAUGCUUUUUGAGGCCCUGGCUAUUUGAGAACUAGCAACCAGCUAUUGUUUUAGUGUGGAUUGCUUUAAUACUGUUUUAUUGGCUGCCAUCCUGAUCAUAUUAAUUGAAUAGUAAACUGAAUUAAUAAUGAUGAUGCUUAUUUCCUUGAAAGUUUGUUUCCCCAUCACUACAAAAUUUAUACCUGCAGUGUACAGCUGCAGGGAAACUGUCGAGUGUGUUCUAGAUUGCAUUCUGUCACCAUGGAGCAAUGGUUAACAGGCUGAAAUUAUGCCUUGCAUUAAACAAGUGUGUGCCCUUAAAACAUGCCCAAGUAUCCUUUGCAACCUGCUAGGUGUCUGUGGCUGACCAUCAUGGAUUCCUCAGCAGACAAAACAAGCUGGAAAGAGUUCCCUGAAGGUGGAAAGUUUGAAAACCACUUCUUUAACAGGAGUACGUUUCUAGUUCAUUCUCCACAUUUCCAACUUAAUUUCAAGGGUCCAUUUCCAGUGCAUAAAUUGUAAGGUUGUUCCAGUGUGUUUGUCUAGGUGAGAAUGCUUUUCUGAAUAGGAAGCUCCCUUCUACAGAUUCAGAGCAUUGGUUAAUCUACCUCACUGUUGUCUACACCGGGGUGGGGAAUCUUUUUCGGCUCAAAGGCUGCAUUCCCUCUUAAGUAACCUUCCAAGAGCCAGAGGCAAAAGUUGGUGGAGCAGCAGCUGUGAAUUUUACCUUUGUACAGUAGGCCUCUUUAUCUUCCAUCCAGACAAGCAAGAAGUAUGAUCUGCAUUCAAGGUAGCAUUCCAGUCAGGCAAAAACACUCAAGGAGGGUGCAGAGCAGGAUUGGUGGAGGGUGUGGUUCCACAGGGUGUGUGGACUUGGAAGAGCCCUGACAACCAGGUAGAGAGGACAGGUGUUCCCCAUACCUGGCCUACACUGGCUGGCAGUAGUUCUUCGGGGAUUCAGGCAGGGGAACAUUUCCCAGUUCUACUUGGAGCUGCCAGGGAUUGAACCUAAGACCUUUUGCAUGCAAAGCAGACAUUCUGCCACUGAGCUUUCUGUUCCCUCUCUCUGUUCUGCAUCAGGUGGAUAAUAGUAAAUUUACAAUGGAGUGCAUAGAACCAACUGUUCAUGUGUACGAACAUCACGAAAACAAAUGGAGAUGCAAAGACCCGCACUUGUGAGUAUUCAUAGAACAGACCUUUGCUCCUAAGCAGCAUUUACAUUUUUAUAUUUAGUAUAUUUUACCUUGAAACAAAUCCUGAGUUUGGAAUGCUUCCAAAAUAAGCAGCUGGCUAUGAGUAUGAAACAGUCAGUGCAAAAAUAUAUAACGUACAAUCAAUACAAGCACACAGCAAAUCCAAACAAUGAAUUAAUUCAGCCUUCUUCAACCUGUGCUGGUUGUCUGGGACUGAUGUGACUUCUAUUCUGAAACAUCUGGAGGAGUCAGUUUGGGCAGCUGAAUAAAGUAGUUUUUUGCUAUUAUCCCCAAACCAACUUGAUAAAUAAAGAACAACAUUUUAAUGACCUAGAUCCAGUGUUAACCUAAUAAAAUUUCAGAUCUGCCUAAUUGAAUAAUAUUUCAAACUGCAAAGCCAACAAACUCAGAACAGCAGCAUAGUGUAUGAAACAUCUUACCAAAGGAAAUUGUUAGGCAUGGAGGUGGGGCAGGGGGAAGAGAGGAAGGAGGGUUCAGAUGUGAAACAACCAGAGUAGUAUCCAUUGGGAACUAAUCACAGUCAGCUUUUGAAAGGUUUUCUGCUCUCCAGAGUUUUUCUAACAUGAACAAAUAAUGUGCAGGGCCUGUCCAUGGUAUGUGAAACAGUUUAAGGGUGAUACCUCUCUAUGCCCCUGCCACUGGCCUUGUUAGGAUGCAACACUAAGCUCUUGUUCAUCCUAGCCUUCCCCAGCCUGGUGCUCUCCAGAUAGUAGAACUACCAACUCCCAUCAGCCAACACAGCCAUGCUGGCAGUAGCCUGUUGGGAGUCAUAGUAAAAAAUGUCAGGGGGGCAUCAGGCUGGAGAAGGUGCCACCAAGAGGAGCAGGAGGAGGCGAUCAGAAGCUUUCACUGAAACAAGCCAGAUUCAUAAACCACGGUUUGAAGUUGCCCUCUUUUAAUAAACCAUUACUAAGACUGGCCACUGUUUGUCCAGGUUUGAACAUAAUGCUGUACUGUGCCUAGUUAAAAACAGAAGCAUAAGCUUUGAAUCUCCUUGUGACUGAGAUGGAAGAAGAGAAGGGAGAGGGAAGGGAAGGGAAGUUAAAUGAGCGAAUUCAUCAAUGCAGCAUUUAAGUCAUAGAUGUAGCACUGCAUCUGAAUAAGGUCUCUGUGUGAAUUGUAGCUCUGUGAGGGCUGUCUAGCAAAUACUUCAAACAGGUGCACCUCUCUUGUAACUCCCAGGUUUCCUCAGGGUGAGUCAUUUUGACUGAAGUGUUUUUUGUUUUUGUUUUAGUUCGUAGUGUAGCUGACCCUCUGCUUGUCAUUAUGCAUUGCUGAUAUAUUUUUCCAUUGCUUUUACUCCAGUGGACUUGGAGGCUGGUUGGUUCCUCCUGAGAACCAUUAAUUCUUUACUUUUUUUCUUGCUUCCUAGUGAUUACUGUGAAGACUGGUCAGAAGCCCAGAGGAUCUCUGCCUCACUUCUGGACAGCCGGUCCUAUGAAACACUAGUAGAUUUUGAUAAUCAUUUGGAUGACAUCCGGAAUGAUUGGACAAAUCCAGAGAUUAAUAAAGCUGUCCUGCACCUCUGCUAGGGAGUCUCCCAUUGACUUGAUUUGUUGGCAUUUCCACUGUGCUGAUGAAGAAGAAACAAAAGGGGGAGAUGAAUACUUUUUGAAUGUAAAUAAAGUACUAAAACGGUUCCUUCAAGUGAUGUGGAAAGCCAAUGAGUGAGACACAUCACUUGGGAGAGAGAGAGAGAGAAAAAAAAAGGAUGUGUCACUAUGCAGUCAAAUCUUUUUAAUGAGAAUCCUUGAGGUUCCAACCGUAGUUUGCAGAUUCCUCUGUGGACUCUUCUCCUCCUCGGCAUAAUACGUUGCUGUAAUUCUCCAGCCGGGAACUAGAUCCACUUAUCCAAGCUAUUCAUAUUAAAAAGUUUUGACUAACCUUUUAUAACCUUUAGAGAGUAAUUUUUAAAAGAUUUAAGAUUUAUGAAAUAUCUUCCAGAGAGUUAAUUGCUAGUUUUAUUUUUUAAAGAAUCAAAUCUAUAACUAUAAGUGAAAAUACGUGGCCAGUUUGAGAGCUGUUGUUCUAAGUGCUAACUGCUGGGUGUUGUGUGCCACCGUACUUGUUGCUAUGACAUGCUGCACAGGAAGAAAACAAUAGCUUGACAAGCAAUAUACCCACCAGAUGCUGCCAAGUUUCUCUGUCGUUCUGAGAAUGCUGCAAUUUUUCUGCCUAUCAGACUCAAAUGUAAUGAGCCUGGUCGUUUUUCACCAUGAGUGGUUUGCCCAUACCAAGGGCUCGUUGUGUCUUGAAGUGUUUAAAAAAAAAAAGUGAGUUGCAGGAUUGUUCUUUGUUCUUGUUGUUUGUUUCAGGAGUGCUUCUCUUAACCUUGUGGUUAGAAGAACCUUGUAACUUCUGUACAAAUGCACACCCAUGUGGUAUAAACAAGAUUACAACUAUGAAUUUCAGUUCCUCUCAUUUUACUGACUACAUUCAGACAUAGUUAUGAGCGCAACAGCUUUUGGCCUCAGGCUCAUGAACUCCCUCUUCACCUUCUCCCUUCCUCCUACAUGUUUUGCAGAAAACCAUAGUUUCUAUUUUGUCUGGACCUGUCUGGGGAUUCUGGUUUGCAGAAAUCAUAGUUUGCCAGGGAUCAGACGAAACGGUGAACUGUGGUUUAGUGUAAGCUUGCAAGAGAAGUUUUAAUCUCCCGUCCCAUGGAGGAAGGGAAUGUGCGAGUCUGAAAUUUGUCAUUGCAUCUGACUGCAGCCAUUUUGUGAUGGUAUAGUUGUAUUUAAGCACUGCAGAAGUUAAAAAUAAUAAUAAACACACAAAUAUGAUGGGACGCAGCUCAAAUCAAAGCUGCGUUGAAAUGAUUAGGAAUUGCUCAUGAACAUGCCUGAAAGUCUUUUAUGGGAGGCACUCCUGUUUGUUAACGUCCUUUAUGUCAUGCAAACAAUCUUUAUAAAGUGAGUUUCAAACAGUUACACUUAGUACUGAGCCACUUUUGCCCAUUUGGAAAAGGCUUGUAAUAUAAUACUGUAGCAUAAAAGAGUCUUAAAAUGCUUACAUGUGUCAGUUUAGGGUUUUUUCUUUUCUUUUUCUCUCUACAUUUACCUCUUGAUGGAGAAGGGGUGUGGCAUCUUCCUUGUCAUUAUUUUACAUGUAUUUUGUUUGUCUUUUCUAUUCCUACGGACCCUGUAUUAGCUUAACCUUUAUUUAUAACACAUUCUACAUUUUAAGCAGAAAUGGUUUGAGGUUUUAUGUUGGGAGAAAAAAAUGUUUAGCUGACCACCUGCAUUUCCUUGCUCCUCCCCCCCCCCCCAUCACCUUGAAAAUAAAACCAAUGAAAUAAG
Messenger RNA from Podarcis lilfordi (Lilford's wall lizard), 14346 nucleotides. NCBI's taxonomy places the organism in Eukaryota, Metazoa, Chordata, Lepidosauria, Squamata, Lacertidae. The record is from the annotation of a GenBank genome assembly.